AGAAACAAAACUGAAUAUUUUCACCUAAUUUGUAGUAUUUUAAAAUCUGACAUAAGAAUCGAUUUAAAAUAUGUUACUACACUGUUUAUUUUCACUACUGCUCCCUCCUCCAUCUGGGCCUUGAUGACGUUACACAUGUAUAGGUUAAAUGAUGUCGGUGUUUGCUUGUGGCAACAACACCAGCGAACAGAUUUUGGAAGGCUAUCCCAGUAUACUGUGUUGCCCCUCUCUCAUGUCUCUGAGAGGCAUCACUCACAUUGAAGUGACUUUCAGCCAUAUAUUGUGGAAAACACAAUCAGGUUGGACAUGGACUGGGUACAAGUGUCAUGAUGGCUCUAAUAUAUUAACUAUAAACCCAGGGAGUAAGGUAUUUAUCAGUGAGAACCGUACAGCAGCAAUCAGUAAUAAUGGUUCUGCCGCAGUAUGGGAGAAAACAGGAUGGAGGGCUUUGCAUUUUCAGAAGGAUUUUAAAGAGGAAGCUGGGACUACUUUCACAUGCCUCCCACAUACCAAGACUCAAAAGUAUUUAAAAUUUCAAAGAGAAAGGGAGGCACGAAAUAAUGGUAGUAGUUUAGAUUGUAAUUUAUUUCAAAAUGAAGAUUACAUAAAAUUGCCUAGAGCAUCUGUGGAAGAAAAUGAUUUGCAAGAAAUUUACUCUAGUGACAGUUGGAAGAGGAAAGAGCUCAGUGAUAUGCAAGGAAGUCAUUCUGAAAAGAAAUCAAAACUUGUAGAUGCAAGUGAGAAUCAGGAUGAGUUGUGUGAUGCAGACUACAGCACUUCAGAACCAGAAGGGAGUGAACACCAGGUGCCCAAAACAAACACUCCACAAAUAGUUUUCUGUCAAGUAGCUGUGGAAGAUAAUGUCCUUCUUGCACUUGAUAAAGAUGGAGUAGUUUACUGUGGCAGUGUUCCCAUAACACUUGGACUGAAAAUUACUGAGGUUGCAGUAGGCAAGGAGCACUGCAUGGCACUAACAGCAGAUGGAGACAUCCUUACCUGGGGCAGUGGAAUGAGAGGACAAUUAGGGGAUGGUGAGUUGUGCCAGAAGGAGAAGCCUUUGCCAGUGGAGAGCCUUCAGGGCAUCAUCAUUUCAUCCAUUAGUUGUGGAGGCUGGCAUUCUGUUGCACUAAGUGAUAGUGGAGAUGUCUACAUUUGGGGUUGGAAUGAAAAUGGCCAGUUAGGUUUUCCAGUGAAAUCUAAUUUCAAGCAUUCACUCUUUGAGUCAUUUAAACAUGUAUGUCAGUGCCCCAAGAAUCUUACAAUAAGGAGCAGAGAGAUAAGCGUUGAUACUAAAGAGCAGAGUAACAAGGAAACAAAACCCCAAAGUGAAUAUCUUAGCCAGUGUCUAUGCAUACCCACAAACAAAGGGAAUGGGCAUGAUAAAGUUUCAUUAAAAGAAGAGAAAAUAUUUGAGACGACAAGAAAAGAACAAAACUUGAGGCUUUUAGAUGACAGAGUGAACCAAGACUGUAUCAAAGAUGUAAUAAAUGUUCAAGCAUCUCCCAAACUGUUGGACUUCUGGAGUGAGAAUGUGAAAAUAGUGGAUGUCCAGUGUGGAGAUAGACACACUUUAUUCCAAUUAGAUGAUGGCAGUGCCUGGUCAGUUGGCAUGAACAAGUAUGGGCAACUUGGUCUUGGACAUACUGACGGUGUUGAGGAACCCACUGAGGUGUUCAGGAGGGGUGUGACCAAAAUUUAUGCCGGAGGAUGGAAUUCUGUUUUUGUAACUACCAACUGAGGUGCUCUGGUCACCAGAAAUACACACACCAAAAAAGUACAUGCUUUAAAAAAAAUGGGUAAGAUUAACCCUUAGGCCCCGGGUGACGUUCCAGAACGUCCGCCUAUUUUCCCGCCUUAAACUGUUAUUAUUUUAUUGUCUAAUCAUCACUACAUAUAACACCAUCCAUCAU
Molecule: messenger RNA, 1910 nt
Organism: Homarus americanus (American lobster)
Lineage: Eukaryota; Metazoa; Arthropoda; Malacostraca; Decapoda; Nephropidae
Product: E3 ubiquitin-protein ligase HERC2-like
Exons: 10
Coding region: 149-1738 (529 amino acids)
Source: RefSeq, a predicted model, not a curated record